This is a messenger RNA of Henningerozyma blattae CBS 6284, 2064 nucleotides long. It is a transcript of the gene TFB1, whose product is annotated as TFIIH/NER complex subunit TFB1. The transcript has a single exon. The record is from RefSeq and is a predicted model, not a curated record. Gene Ontology annotation, cellular component: transcription factor TFIIH core complex; transcription factor TFIIH holo complex. Lineage: Eukaryota; Fungi; Ascomycota; Saccharomycetes; Saccharomycetales; Saccharomycetaceae. Gene Ontology annotation, biological process: transcription by RNA polymerase I; nucleotide-excision repair; transcription by RNA polymerase II. The coding region runs from base 1 to 2064 and encodes 687 amino acids.
AUGUCUCAUUCUGGUGCUGCAACUUACAAAAAAAAUUCAGGUAUGAUUAAUAUCGAUGAAGACCAGUCUCCUGCGGAAUUUAUAUGGAGAUCAACAUCUGGGAAUAAAGUUAUCAAGAUUGUAUUGGAUACAAUUGAUAAAUUACAAGCCACUCCAGCAUCCAGUGAUAAAAUGAUGUUACGACUGAUAUCAAAGGUUCCUUCAACUCCCCCUCCUCCACAAACAAACCCUCUUGGAUUAGAUCAUGUCAAUAAAAAGCUGAAACUAGAUCCAGCAGUUUCUAAAAUAACUAGAGAAAAUUCAGAUGCAUCUACUAUGAGUACUCCGACCACCACAGUUUCUCCUACCCCACUUGAUACACCAUCAGCUCCAGUAAAACCAGUUACAUAUAUGUUUACAUUCAAUAAUAGAACAGUUAUGGAUAAUAUAAAGAUUACAUUACAGCAUAUCAUUUCCCGUUAUAAGGAUGAUGAAAUCUGGGAAGAAAAAAAGAGGAAAGAGUCUUCUCAAUUGCCACUAGAUUCUUCCUUAUCUAAUUCAAAUCUAUCAGAUGCCACCAAUGGGAUUACUUCUACAGCUAAUGGACAUUCCAAUCUUUCGGUCCCACUAAUCAAUACCUCUGCUUUAGAUGAUUCCUUAUCAAAGUCAAAAUUAUUAAUAAAUUUUAAAUUACAGCAAUCAUUGUUAAAGGAGAAUAAGCCACUUAUGCGAAUCUUUCAAGACACUGUCAUUCAUUCAGGAUUGCCUCCAGAAGAAUUUUGGUCUACUCGUAUUUCACAAUUACGUGCUUUUGCAUUAUCUACAUCUCAGAAGAUCGGUCCAUAUAACGUUUUAUCUACCAUUAAGCCAGUGGCAUCAUCUGAUAAUAAAGUUAAUGUUAAUAUUUCAAGGGAAAAGAUCUCCAGUAUUUUUUCAAACUAUCCAAUUGUUAAAAAAGCUUACACAGAUAACGUGCCAAAGAAUUUUAAGGAGCCUGAAUUUUGGGCUAGAUUUUUCUCAUCAAAAUUAUUUAGAAAAUUAAGAGGUGAAAAAAUUAUGCAAAAUGAUAGAGGUGAUGUUAUUAUUGAUAGAUACUUAAAAUUAGAUCAAGAAUAUGAUAGGAAAGAUGAUGAAAUGUUGUUACAUCCUGUGAAGAAGAGUAUUGAUUUAGAUGGUAAUCUUGAAGAUGACCCUGUGCGUCGUGGGAAUAAACAAGAUUUUACAAUGCAGCCAGGAGUUGAUAUCAAUGGUAAUAGUGAUGGUACAAUCGAUAUUUUAAAGGGUAUGAAUAGAUUAAGUGAAAAGAUGAUUCUUUCUUUAGAAAAUGAAUAUUCAAGAUCUAAUCUGCAAAAUAAUAACAAUGAUGAUAUGGAUAAAAUUGAAGUGGAAGAAAUUCAAAUAAAUGAUUUGAAGGAUAAUUCUGCAACUGAUUAUGCAAUGAUUCAUUUAAAUAUGAACCAACAUGUAAGCACUAAGGAUGAUGAAGAUAGUGUUUCCUCCUUAAAUGGUGGAUCAAAGACGAAGAUUACCAAGGAAGAAAUUAAAGAGAAGAUCACACAAGUUACCGAAAGUUUAGUAAAGGAAAUGGAUCUAACUCAGGUCGAAGAAAAGGGUAGCAAUAUUAAUAGUGAAAUUAAUAAGCGUGUAAUCGGUUUUGUUAAGAUAAAUGCAAAACAAGCAAAGCAUAACAAUUUGGAUUCAACAUUGGGUACCUUCAUUGGGAAUGAUAAAAAUGCAAAGGAUGCACGCACAGAUAUUCCAACAGAUUUAUUAGAAAGUUGUCGUAUGUUGCAUACCACUUGCUGUGAAUUUUUGAAACAUUUUUAUAUACAUUUCCAAAGCGGAGAACCAAAACAGGCAAACUUGGUCAAAAAAUUGUAUAUUCAUUUAAAAGAUUGUAGCGAAAAGAUUCACGAGUUAUUGUCUGACGUUAAACAAGGUGAUGGUGAGCAAGUUGCUAUGAUAUGUAAUUCUUACUUAAGAUCUACCUUGGCUUCCCUUCAUUUAGCUAUUGAAAAAUAUGAUAACGUUACUAAGAAUUUCCAGGAAAAAUUAAAACGAAUGAAUACACCAAUUCAAGUUUAA